AUGGCUGCUACUGCUCCAACAGAGAGGCGAGUGCGAUUGAAACUUCUGGUGAAAAAAGAAACCAACAAAGUCUUAUUUGCUGAGGCUGGGAAAGACUUUGUCGAUGUUCUAUUUAGUUUCUUGACAUUGCCGUUAGGAACCAUUGCAAGACUUGUACAGAAGGACUCAAACAUUGGACCUGUUACCAUAGGUUGUUUGAACUCAUUUUAUCAAAGUGUGGUAGAUCUCGACGAAGAGUGUAUGCAGACUGAGACAAGCAAAGAAAUGAUAUUACACCCAAAGAACUCUUCUGAAGAUUAUUGCACCAAUCUUAAACUUAACAUUGAUGACACUCAGCCUACAAAGUACCUCUUAUGUUUCAGGUUUGAUUGUUUCUGCAUCAACAAUGGUUAUUUCUACAAUUCAACAAACAAAAACUGUAUGGAUGGAAAACCUUUGAGUCGUUCAAUUUUUUUAAAACAUUUUGGGAAAGGAUUUGUCAAAGAAGGUGUUACUUUUGUUAUUUCUGAUGAUCUUAUUGUCAAGCCGAACUCAGUGGAAUUCACCGGCCUUAGUAUGCUUCAGAAUUAUGGAAUAAAAGACAUAAGUUCAGUAAAUCAAAUGACUCUCAACGUCACUAAAGAAAAGGUACUCGAUCUUUUAAAGUGUGCUUUGCUUUCCAAGUCAACUCUGACAGAUUUCUUUCUAGAAAAGAAACCAUUGAUCCAGAGUCCAAGUGUUUUCUCCUGUAAUGUCGCAAACAGUAGUAAUAUCAAAAUCAGAUUGAAGCUAGUUUAUAGAAAAUCAGAUGGCAAGAUAUUGUAUGCUCAAGGAGAAAAAGAUUUUGCAGACUUACUUGUAAGUUAUCUCACAUUUCCAUUAGGAGGAGUCGUUCGUAUAUUAGGAGGGAACUGUUCUAUGGGUAACAUUGAUGGUUUGUACAAGAGCGUAGCCGAUUUGCAUGAAAACACAUAUUUGACAAGAGAAGCAAAGAAAAGACUUGUUGAUCCACAUUUGGCACCUCACUUCAAAUUAAACAUGCAGAUAUUACCUAUUCAAGAGCCUCGUGUGAAGCAUUAUUGUUACUAUAAUAAGUUUCAAACUUUUCAGGAUAGUGUUGUUCAUAAUCAAUUUUUCGUUAGCGAUGAAGAUAGGAGUCGUGAAUAUGGCAGUUAUGAGAAAAAUGUUGGGCAACUGAACCUAGUUUGUAGUCAUCCCAAAUCACCUAAAGGAAAUGAUGAUGGUUAUAUCAAGGGAGAUGGACUAAGAAUAUAUAUGGUAACAGAUGACUUGAUCAUUGCACCAUCUUCUACAUUUUCUAUUUUACAUUUAAUCAACCACUUCAAAAUUCCUCUUGAUGAUAUGAAGGAAAAGCUCGUCACCAUUGGCAUUAAGGAGUGUCUGAGCAUAUUAAAGGCAUCUUUGUCGUCAUCAUCUGCUCUAACAAAUGGUCUUCGUCACUUAUUAACCAACAUUGAGGGGGAGAAAUUUUAA
Medicago truncatula (barrel medic) is the source of this 1473-nucleotide messenger RNA. RefSeq lists its product as uncharacterized. Lineage: Eukaryota; Viridiplantae; Streptophyta; Magnoliopsida; Fabales; Fabaceae. The coding region runs from base 1 to 1473 and encodes 490 amino acids. The transcript is spliced from 3 exons. The record is from RefSeq and is a predicted model, not a curated record.